Molecule: messenger RNA, 1841 nt
Organism: Brachypodium distachyon (stiff brome)
Lineage: Eukaryota; Viridiplantae; Streptophyta; Magnoliopsida; Poales; Poaceae
Product: polyadenylate-binding protein-interacting protein 7
Exons: 4
Coding region: 408-1571 (387 amino acids)
Source: RefSeq, a predicted model, not a curated record
CACGCCCACGAUUUUGUGUCCCCUUCGCGACCUCGCGGCCAAAAAGAAAAGAGUUCCCCACGUUUGUUUUGCUCGCCGGAAUCCUCCGCCCGCCGCCGCCGCUUCUUGCAGUUUAUGGAUUUCGGAAGAACCGCCGCCAACCGGACGUCUGAAGCGAAGAGCACGGUCAUCUCCCCCCGCCAGUCCGGUCUGCCCUUCUCGGCGGCCCCCUCCACGCCGUGGUUCAGGGAGCUGUGGGUCAACGCCUCCAAAUAACAGCUUUUUUCUGCUGAGGAAAGCAUCGGUGGAUUUCUUGAUUGAUUGAAGGAAGUAAGGUGAAGGGUGACCAGCAUCCUUGUGGUGAGCGUUGGGGUCUUAUCUUUGGGAGCUAAACUAAGACCAUUUCAAGAAAACUGUCAACUGUAAACAUGCAUAGGCAGAAGGUCCCCAAUUCUGGCUGGGCUGCUUUCGAUCGAAGGUCGCGUGGCACGGAUGAUGGAGGAGAUGAUGUUGAUGUCAACUCAUUUCCAGUUCUUUCGAGUUCUAGAGGUUCCAGUUCUGCUAGCAGCUCAGUUACUGAAAGUAAUAAUGUGUCAAAGGCAAAGCCUUUUGCAUCAGUGAUUCGCCCCUCUGUUCAAUUUGCAGCUGUUGGUAAUGAAAACAGAAAUAAGAAUUUGACUGAUAGCGUGGCAAAAUCAAAUUUUGAUGUAAACUCUGCACCUGACAACAAAAUUAAGCUCCUGAAAGAUGAUCAUAGUUGGGCCGACAGUAAUUUAAUUGAGGACAUCUUAGCUGGUGUGAAUAAUGAUGUUGGCCAAGCAUCUGUUUUGUUGAAAGCUAUGGUCUCUGCUGACUUGCCGCCAGGAGAGAGUAGAACAACUGGUCAUGCUGCUUUUGAUAUGAAUAAGGCACAUGAUUUAGAAUUAGGAAAUGCUACAGCAGACAAUAAACAUUCAAAUGGAUCACGGUUAACACUGCCAAUGAGUGUGGUCUCUAUACCCAUGGAACCUGAGUUGGAAGAGGUUGAUGACGAUUACUUAAAUCACCGGAAAGAUGCAUUGAAGAUGAUGAGGGCCGCCACAAAGCAUUCUCAGGCUGCCAGCAAUGCAUUCUUGAGAGGUGACCACACUGCUGCCAAGGAAUUUUCUGCCAGAGCUCAAGAAGAGCGGACCGCUGCUGAAAAGUUAAAUAAUAAGGCAGCAGAAGAAAUAUUUCACCUCAGGAACUCCAACAAUGGCACCUGGAAGAUUGACAUGCAUGGUCUACAUGCAUCAGAAGCUGUAGCUGCAUUGGAGAGGCAUCUGCACAAGAUAGAGUUCCAGCUACCAGGGAAUAGUGCAGCUUCAACUGAAGGAUUUGAUAAGUCUGAACCCACAAUUCCUGGCUCAAAUGGGGUUGCAGCGGAGAAGGUGGUGGUGUUUCUUCGACCUAGACAAUCUGUCUUAGAGGUGAUCACAGGGAUUGGCAAGCAUAGCAAAGGACAGGCUUCACUGCCUGCUGCAGUUAGGGGCUUCCUUAUUGAAAAUGGGUACCGAUUUGAUGAGACGAGACCUGGUGUUUUUUCUGUUCGUCCUAAAUUCCGGCGCCAGUGAACCUGUGGAAGCCUGUAUAAUCUGAUCAAGUUCUAUCAGCCCGGCAAAUAAACUUCUGUACAACGCUGUCAGCAAAAGAAAACAAUUGGACUUUAGGCAACUCACAGUUCAUUCCUCUUGAAUGUAGCAAAUUUAUACAGAUUCUGAUGUUAUUGUGUAGCCACCUGAGAAUAGAUGCAUAAUAUUUUUUGCGGGUAAACAGAUGCAUGAUUGUAUGUAACUAUACAGAAUAACAUUAAUGGCGAGUAUUAUUUGCUUAUUGCUGCACCA